This is a messenger RNA of Talaromyces stipitatus ATCC 10500, 1921 nucleotides long. Its product is annotated as UBX domain protein, putative. The record is from RefSeq and is a predicted model, not a curated record. Gene Ontology annotation, molecular function: protein binding. NCBI's taxonomy places the organism in Eukaryota, Fungi, Ascomycota, Eurotiomycetes, Eurotiales, Trichocomaceae. The transcript is spliced from 2 exons. Bases 221 to 1795 code for a protein of 524 amino acids.
GAACUUCAGCUUAGCAAGCUUACUUCUGCAUCGGAUUAUUUGUCUUUGCUUAUUCUGAUACUAUAUGCUCAUCUCUGAAGUCCUUCUCGGAUUAGUUUCAUCAUCACGCCGUUAUCAUCGGCGUUGGAUAGCAUCAAAGUAAAGCUGCCCCGCUUUACAAUCCGGGGUCGCUUCGUCAUUCAGAGAAUCUCUACACAAAUACUUCGUGCCACCAAUAACCAUGAGCUCCCAUGUUGUGGUGAUCGAUUCUACAGCUAGACGAGCCACUAUCAAGACAGCCCCAUCGAAACCCUUGGCAGAUGUACUGCAAGAAGCUUGCACUAAGCUAGGACUGAAUGCCAGUCAAUAUGGCCUCAAACACCAAAGUAAACAACUUGAUUUGUCACUUCUCUUCCGACUGUCCGGUCUAAGCUCCGGCGCAAAACUCGAACUCGUACAACUUUCAAAAUCACCGUCCGUUGUGACAGUUGCCCUUCAACUUCCAGAGUCCGAAUCACAGGGUGUCCCGAACGGGCGACUUCUUGACAAAUUUCCUAGUACAACAACGCUAUGGCUGGUACUGAGGAAAUUCGAAGCUGGUGUUGCCGGGAAUGGAUCUACAAGAAAUUUGACUGCCCGAGCUGCGCCUGCUACAGAUAGUGGAAAUAACGGGACUGGGAGGUUAUAUUAUCAGACACCGGUAUUACAAGUAAUGGGUCGAGAGUUGGCAGAAUUUUCGGAUUUGCAAAAGUCAUUGGCACAGUUGGGUUUUAAUAGUGGCAAUGUGCUUUUUCGAUUAUCGUUCCGGACGACACAACAACCGUUCGAAGAAGCAGUGGCGAUGAUUGAUAAAUAUUUUGAGGCACAUGGUGAGAAAGCUAAGGUCAGCUCUACAGCCGAGACGAUAACAGCUGCCACAGGAUUAAAUGAGCCAGCGCAAUUAUUAGAACCUGCCGCAACGACUGGCCUGACUGAAGCAGAACCUAUGGAUACACAAGAGGAUAUAACACAACCAGCUGCCGGGGUCCCUGUAUCAGAUCCGCAACGAACAGAAGCAGUCGCUCCUCCGCUUGUGUCUGAUCGACCAGUCACUGUCUAUAAACCACCCACAAAUACAACUCCUCAUUCAGCUUUAACAUCCUACAACGAAGAAGAUUAUGUCCCUAGCAUUGAACAUGCCAAAUCACAUCAAGGACGACUCAACCAGCUAUCCCGGAAUGUUCGCCUUCCAAGUGAUAAAGAAAUUGCCGAAAAGGAAGCCGCCGAGCAGGAAAAGUUAGCAGCAAUCACAGAAAUAGACGUCAAAAUUCGAUUCCCGGAGCAGAGUCAGGUUGUUGCCAAAUUCAAGCAGACGGACACUGGAUCACAUCUCUAUUCGUUUGUACGAGGAUGCUUGAACCCAACAUUCGCCAACGAGAAGUUCCAACUAGUAGUAUUCGGGGCAGCAGUAAAGCAGUCACGGACCGGUCCCGGUGGUUCGAGUCAGGCAAUCCCAGAUUCAGAUCAACAGUAUCUGAUCAAAGACCAGGGUCUACGAGGAAGGGUCCUUGUAAAUUUCACAUGGAUUGAUAAUAAGCAAGCAUCUGCCAUGACGGCAGCGACGCGGAUGACGAGUCUCUUAAAACCGGAACUCAGCAGACAGGCGCAAGACAUCCAGAUCCCUAGUGUGCCUGGAGUUGUCGAAGGAGAUAAUAAGGAUAAACCAUCACUCAUAAAUAGACUUGGGACGAAAGGUGAAGGAGAAGGUGGAAGUCAGUCUCAUGGACCCAAAAAGGGAGGAGUGCCGAAAUGGCUGAAACUUCCUGGGAAGAAAUGAGUGUAUCAUGAUGGGUAAAUUUUGUAUAUUUUAUGACUAGCAGAAUGCGUUGUCUAUUUUUCUGAAAUCUGUUACGAAACGAAAGACAGUACGUGGUUGAUUGUACAAUAUAUACAAACUACGUUA